CACCGCAUGAAACAUAUUGGUUCAAGGAUAUCUCUUCAUUUUCAACAUAUUUUUCUACUGAGACUUUAUCAACAAGUUACUGCGCCUUUAUUACAGGGCUAUGUUGCCUGAGUGAAGGACUAUGGCAGCCCGCCUGGCUUUAAACUUUAAAUUUAGGCUGGAGAUGGAGAUGGAAAUGUAUGCCUGCUAGCUGGAACUGCCUGGGGAGCUAUUACAUCAGACGAAAUGACAAUGAUUAAAAUCUGCUUUUUGCCGCUCUAAAUCUAUUGAGAGACUGACAGUUGCCUGUUAGGUUUCCUUCACCCUCUAAAUCACAACUUCACACCGUUAAAGGGAACGGUCUACUUUUUUUGCCGGAAAAAAAUAAGAUAAGUUAUUAUAUCUGUGCAGUCAUAAUUUCGGGAACAGGGGGUAUCACGUUUUUCUUCCUUGAGAAAAUUGCCUGGGCGAGAGAGUGGAGUUGAGCUAAUUGUAGCCUAAUCCCUGGCCCAGAGGCGCUUGGGCAGCCCCGAGCAAGAAUUUUCUUUUUUAGCUCUGCUCUGUUAUUUAGAGACGGAUUAUUGGCUUUCUUCUUCUCAUAACAAACCACAGGGGCAGUUUCAUUUAGGCAAAAAGGCAGACAAGAAGCUGAAAUACGAAGCAGGAUUCCAACCAAGAGCGCACAUUUUUACGCGUAUCCAAAUAAGAGCAGAGAAGGGGAAGGAGAUCAUCUCAUCUAUGUUCAAGGAGGGAAGAAGCAUGUCACGGCUGUCUCUGACCCGGUCCCCGGUCUCUCCCCUGGCCGCUCAGGGGAUCCCUCUGCCGGCUCAGCUGACCAAGGCAAACGCCCCGGUGCACAUCGAUGUCGGGGGACACAUGUACACCAGCAGUCUGGCGACCCUCACCAAGUACCCAGACUCCAGAAUCAGUCGUCUGUUCAAUGGCACCGAGCCCAUCGUGUUGGACAGCUUGAAGCAGCACUACUUCAUAGAUCGGGACGGCGAGAUAUUCCGCUACAUUCUCAGUUUCCUCAGGACCAGCAAAUUGCUCCUUCCAGAUGACUUCAAGGACUUCCACUUGCUGUACGAGGAGGCGCGCUAUUACCAACUGACGCCCAUGAUCAAAGAGCUGGAGCGUUGGAAGCAGGAGCGCGAGCAACGACGGAUGGCGCAGCCCUGCGACUGCCUGGUGGUUCGUGUCACACCCGACCUGGGCGAGAGGAUCGCCCUGAGCGGGGAGAAGGUCCUCAUCGAGGAGAUCUUCCCUGAGACUGGAGACGUUAUGUGUAACUCAGUCAAUGCCGGCUGGAACCAGGACCCAACGCACGUCAUCCGCUUCCCCCUCAAUGGCUACUGCAGGCUCAACUCCGUCCAGGUUCUGGAGCGUCUUUUCCAGAAAGGUUUCAGUGUGGCGGCGUCAUGCGGAGGCGGCGUGGACUCGUCCCAAUUCAGCGAGUAUGUGUUGUGUCGCGAGGACAGGCGGAGUCUGUCCAUCAACACGCCCAUCAGGAUAAAACAGGAACCCCUGGACUAGAGCAUUCUGGGAGAGGGACUGUCAACAUCCCACAAUACUCCUUCCAUCUUCUCACACCACCCCACCCUGCCUACCCUUGCCCCCUCCCUGCCCUACCAGGACCACAACCGCCCCCAGCAUACCUAAGUAUUAGCAGAGGCUUGUUAACCUUGCCAGCCCUGCAGAACUCUAAGGGGAAUGUAGUACCAAACAAAGGGAAAAAAAGCAUCAGCAACAAAAGUUUUUGAUUAUGUUAAAUAACACCCAAAGAAUCUGGGACUGUGAUGAAAACAGCAACAACUACAAAUGGACUCAGCAGCAGCUCACUUGAACCAUUUUAGCACCAUGACUGGUUGAUUUUUCCCUCGUCUUCUUAAUUAAAAAAAAAAAAAAAAGGUGUCCUAACCCUUUUGGAGGGACACAACUGGCCCCCUCUUUGACCCCCAAUCCACCACUCCACUGAAAACACACACACACACGCACACACACACACACAAACACAAACACACACACCACCCCUCUACUCCUCCUUCAACAGUGUGUCAUCCAGUUCUGUGUCUGUAUGGAGUCCAUGUCUUGUCUGAUUGGCGACAAGUCUGGCCUGCUGUGGGACAAGAAAGCUUUGGCAGACAGGACGCUUUUAAGGAUGACAGGAAGAAGACGUAAUCUGAUUUUACGAAUCCCUCAAGAAGCCCAAGCCCCCGAGACCCCGCGACCCUCCAACCCUGUCCCACCCCAUCCCCACUGGCCUGGCUACAGAGACCAGGGCCUAGUCGAAAACAGCAUCGUUUGCCAAACUGAUUGUUUAUUACAAUUUUUCAUUGUUGUUUCUAAAGUAUGUUCUUCUUGCUCCUUUUGCUGUUCUUAUCAUGACAUGGUGUAAACAAUUAUUAUUAAUAGGAUUAUUUUUUAUGUCUCUUUUUUCCUUUCUCCAAUAUGAAGGAUGUAUGAACGUUGUAUUCAUUAGGCUUUGAGAGCUUGUGAGGGAGCAUUUCUUGGCAGUAGCUGCAGAAACUCAGAUGUCUCCAGGCUAUGUGGCUAAAGCGAUCUGGCUGGCAAUGCAUUCAGAGCCGGAAAAAGUCCCAUUGUUCAAAUGGGGAUGGAAGAGAACCUGGAUGUUUCAACAUUGUUUAUAGUCAAAUGUGCAGCACACAUAAAAAAAAGUGCUCUGGAAUUUGUGCUUAUUAGCUCUAAAACAUAUCUCAGGUCUCUGAUCGGCUUCUCUUACACGAGCACAAACAGUUGUUUGGUAUUUAGCAGAAACUUCGUAAGUCUUAAGAAAGUGCGAACAUUUAAAAUUCAGGUUGAAGUUGCACAUGCUCUAAGUGUAUUGCAGUCUGUUCUGUUGGAUUGGAAUGUUAAAGACUUGAGGACGAACAUGGAAAAGUGUCGUUUACCAGUAUGUCUCGUGUUCAGCAAGAGAUGUACUCUAAAUGCUUAAUGUUUCUUUGCACUUAAACAUUUCCUACAAGCUGUCCUGCCCUGUUCCCCCAAAACACUUGUUUGAUCCCAGUGACCAGUGCCAAAUCAAGCUGUUUAUCUUCUCAUGUUCUAGCAGACUAGCACACUAAAACAUUUAAAAACAGGAAAUAAAAAACUUUUAACAGAACAAAUACCGUAGGUACCAAAGUAGACAAGGUGCCUAUUUUAUUGAUUGUACAAACAUAAAGACGUCAUCUCUUUUUACAGAUUAUAGCUAAAGAGGACAAAAUGCAUUAUUCAGAGCUGUGUGAAGGGUACCAACAUUUGUUCCUCUAGGCCUCCAGUCUUGACGGUUUUGUUGAGAGCAGCUCACAGUACCUUCAGACCAAGUUUGAGAGACAAAGUCUCUGUUUGUUUCAGCAUUGUCACUUGUAUGCCAAGAUUAUUUCAGUGGUUCUACACAUGUAUGUAUGGUAGAACCCAAAGUGAACUGUACUCCUGGCAUCUGCGUGUUAUUCACAAAGAGGCAAGUGGGCGGCAUUUACUCUAUCCUGCUCUCAUUCUUUUGGUCUUAUUCUCAACAUUUCUGGAUCAAAGACAGAAACAAGAAAGGCCAAGUUUUCAUGCUUUAUAUCUGUGUGUAACUUACAGAUGCUGUUUCUUCCAUUACAAAAGACUGAGAAAAACACAGAAGCUCAUUCUGAUCUUUGUGGGCGCUGGCAGUUGUUUGAGUUAAACUGGGGUUGUUUUUAUAAACUAGUUGUUCAUUAAAAAUGGGCGGUAGUUCUUCUGACCAUGUUGUCCUAAUAUCUGUCCUAAUACCGGCCGCUGAUUAAAAAAGGCCAACGACUGGAUAAAGAUGAGCUCAGUGUAAGUGUAGCUCCCAGUCCUGUGCAGUCCUCCCCUGGGGGUCUCUCUCACAAUCAAGCCCAUCUUUGUUCUGACCUGCCAGUGGCCUGCGCCUUUGCAUACAGUCGCCUCAAAGGGAAUGGUCAACCAGGCCUUUCAUGUGCCGAGGCAUGUUGGGCUCUUCACAGUGCUCCUCACCCCCCUCCGCCUCCCCGAAGGCUCCCAGCUCAGUGGUGCCAGUAGAAACUCGGGUUGCACCCCCUGCUGCUGUGUCAUCCCCAUGCCCUGGUUUUCAAAACGCCCUCCUACGCUGUGGCUCGCUGGACCACACCGCAACAAGCCAAACAAACUGAUGAGUCAAAUCUGAGCAUAUUCAGAACGUACUGUACAGCCAGGCGACUUGUCCCUGCUGCUGAGCCCAAGAUCUUUCAUCCAGUUGCUAUGAGGUGUGGAAACUUAUCUGGGUUAGUCCUUGAGAACGCUGGGGUAAAAACAAUCCAUGCUAUACUAAAACCUCACAUGUGUAAGAAUUACUUUUUUUAAGGGUGGAGGGAACUAAGGCAUAUUUUCUUACCCACGUGGCAUUUUGACAUCACAGAAUGGGCUUGGGUCAUGCAUUUGUGAAUAAAAUACAUAAGUGACUGUUCAAACUUACACAUAAAGUCAGAAAAAGGAACAUAGAUUGCAGGUAUGGGUUUCUCUGCCUGCAGUAACCAAACCGUGGAUGCCCCUUUCGACUCAGCGUAUAAAUGGCAGGCUAACUACAGAGCUAGUCAAACUCGACAGGACUGGAAACUUCCUAGACAUGUUCACGCACGCCACCCUUUUCAGAUGGUACUGGUCAGUGUUCAGCCAGUUCACAUGGCAUUCACUCCACCUCUGAGGCAGGUCAGUUGUACAGUUAUUGUAUAUUGAAUUAUCAGGACUCUGGGUUUUACAGGACCCUCGUGUUUUUAAGAGACCUCUUAGUCCUCUUCACGAAAAGAAUGAAAAGAAUUCAAAGCAUUACAUUGUGUACAUAUGGAUUAAAACAUUUCAAAGGGUAUAAUAAGGUGCAAAUGUAUAUUAUUUAAAGUGUUUAAAACAAUUAGACUGUGGUAUUAAAGGGCAUGUGUUCAUUUACAGUGUCUCCAUUUGACUUUUCUUGCAUAUUUGCGAUAAUAAAAGG
Messenger RNA from Toxotes jaculatrix (banded archerfish), 4930 nucleotides. RefSeq names its product BTB/POZ domain-containing protein kctd15. The coding region runs from base 718 to 1512 and encodes 264 amino acids. NCBI's taxonomy places the organism in Eukaryota, Metazoa, Chordata, Actinopteri, Toxotidae. The transcript has 5 exons. The record is from RefSeq and is a predicted model, not a curated record. Gene Ontology annotation, molecular function: protein binding. Gene Ontology annotation, biological process: protein homooligomerization.